AUGGCUAUGUCGGAUGGGGCGAUCCCCCUCGGCUGUAAACGAGCGAUGACCGCCAAAUCUCAGCCGGCGGCGGAGUUGGAACUCGUGGGUUCAUCCUCUUCGGCCAUGACGCCGCCGCCUCCGACGGCGACGCGGACUUGGGACGAUGGUGAUUCGGACGGCGAUGACGAGGGCACAUCCGAGUUUGCGGGAUUCACCGAUCAGAGACUGCAGGAGUCGAUCAAAAAGUUGCGUUGCCUCGCCCUGCUCAAGCUGCCCGACGGCGGCGUGAAGUUGAGGAGGCACAUCCGCCGCAUGGAGAAGGAGGUAGAUCGCCGCCGGACUGCCGGGUCUAGGAAGGAUGUCAUGACUUGGAGACGGGCAGUGCAGCCUCCUAGCCAGGAUAAUUACCAUGACUCUAAGGAUGGUAGCAAGUUUAGCCAGGGAAUUGUUUCUAGCAAAUACCAUUUGAAUCUAGCAACCACACCUGCAAAUAAUUAUGAACAGGUUGAGGAAUCAGCGUUUUUUAAAGAACUAAGUUAUUUUGGCCAAGGAAAGCAUGCAUGCCUAAAGAAAGUUGGGCAAAGCGCAAGCACCCCAGUGAGUCAUACAAAGAGAACUGAUGAUAAAAAAAUGAAUAUGGAUAAUGAAAUCAUUUACAAUAAAAGGAAAUUAGGUUUGAAGAGUUGUCUCAGAAAAAGACAGAGGAACAUCUCUUUUGAUUCAAACUGCGCAUAUGAUAAACCACAUACAAAAGAGGACACUUUUGGAAGAUCAACUAAGAGGUGGGAGCCUUCUAAGAAUCACACCGCUCAGUCUAAUUCCAAGGAAAGGAAGAAACAGAAGGAUGUGGUUCUCUUGGAUGACGAAGAUAUGGAACCUGCUGAAUCAGAUGAGAUAACCCAUAAAUUGGAUGAGUCAAAGAUCUACUAUCCUUCAAGGACUGAUAUGGAAACUGUUGAGCUGACUUACUCUGACAUAAAAUGUCUUGAGCCUGAAGAAUAUUUGAAAUCACCGGUUAUAAAUUUUUACAUGCAGUACCUUAGGAAAUCCAGAACAUGUGGAGACUUGUACAUGUUCAGUACAUAUUUCUAUAGCAAACUUGAAGAAGCACUAUCCAGGAUGGGUGACCAUGAUGACUCACAAUUCAGAAAGUUAAGGAGAUGGUGGAAAAAUGUAGAUAUCUUUAGGCAAGCGUACAUAAUUUUGCCUAUUCAUGGAAAGAUGCACUGGAGUUUGAUCAUUAUCUGCAUGCCCGCAAAAGAAACAGGAGCUGGGCCAAUGAUACUGCACUUGGACUCUCUAGGACUCCAUUCCAGUCGCAAGGUUUUUGAUGUAAUUGACAGCUACCUCAAAGCAGAAUGGCAACAUCUUCAGAAUGAUUCUUCUUAUAUUAUCCCCUUUUCAGGGAGAAUAUGGAGUCAUCUAUCAAAGAAUAUAAGCAAGGAAAAAAUUGAGGUGCCAAGUCAGCCUAAUCAGUAUGACUGUGGUAUCUUUAUGCUUCAUUACAUUGAGAGGUUUAUUCAGGAGGCACCAGAGAGGCUGACAAGAGAGAACCUUCGCAUGUUUGGACGCAAAUGGUUUGAUCCUGAAGAAACUGCGGUGCUGCGGGACAGAAUACAAUCACUCCUGUUUGAUUCAUUUGAGAGCACUCAGAUGGAUGGUGAACUAUCGCAGUCUGAUGAUCAACCUGGAGGUGAAGAGAAUCAACCUGGAGAUGAAGACAAGGACGGGGAUACAGCAGUCAUGAUUGUGGUGAUUGACUAACGACGGGUGAAUGGCGCCAUCUUUGCAAUAGACCAUGGCGCAGUCGUUAACAAAGAGUUUCAGCAACGUCGGAUCAAAGAACACCUCAGGGGAUAUGUACCACUCUCGGGACGUGGACUAGAAAAGGAUGGGCUAGUCGUGCUUGCAGACGCAGGAGGUCAAACGGCAAUUUGCAAACAAAAGAUCAUUUAGAGCAAGUUUAAUAGUAUAGCCAACUUCUAGCUCCAAUUCAUCUAUAGUCAAUCUAAUAGUACAAUAGCUACCUAUAAAACAUAUACUACGAUGUCCUAUCAGUGUGUUUUAAAGUUCAUGCUACAGUUGGCCCUAUAAAUAUAUAACUCACUGUCCUCUCCUCUCUUAUCUUCUUAAAAUAUGUUUAU
Molecule: messenger RNA, 2126 nt
Organism: Oryza brachyantha (malo sina)
Lineage: Eukaryota; Viridiplantae; Streptophyta; Magnoliopsida; Poales; Poaceae
Product: ubiquitin-like-specific protease 1D
Exons: 14
Coding region: 1-1746 (581 amino acids)
Biological process (GO): proteolysis
Molecular function (GO): cysteine-type peptidase activity
Source: RefSeq, a predicted model, not a curated record